Pocillopora meandrina is the source of this 11615-nucleotide messenger RNA. Lineage: Eukaryota; Metazoa; Cnidaria; Anthozoa; Scleractinia; Pocilloporidae. The record is from the annotation of a GenBank genome assembly.
GAGGCGGCUUUAGCAAUGGCGGUGCAUCGUUGGAGAAUUAUUUAACAUUUUUCUCGCUUCCCAGAGAUUUUUUCUAGUUUUAUUAACAUUUCAGUGAAGAAAGAUCUACCAUGGACCCUUCAAUAGCAAAGAAAACGCAAGAUACGUUAGGGAAGGUCAUAAAGAAACCUCCUUUAACGGAAAAAUUGCUGGGCAAGCCUCCAUUCCGGUUUCUUCAUGAUAUUAUCACUGAGGUACUCUUGAUUACUGUGGCAAAAAGACAGUAUUGAUAUGAGGACUUCCUCUUGAUACCUUUGUGAUUUCUGCAAAAAUUUAGGUGGUGAGGAACACUGGUUUUCUCAAAGGCUUGUACACCGCUGAUGAGAUGGACUCAGCGAAAGUCAAGGUAUUAGCAGCUUGCAAUUUAUAAGGCUUUAGAUUUAGUGUGCUCUUCACUGAAAGCGAGAGGGGAUAUUGCUUAUUUUUUAUCCUUCUCGUUUCCCAUUUUAGGACUAACAUCCUAAUACUAACAGCUGAUUCUCAAUUAUAGGAAAAAGAAGCCAAGAUUCUUUUUCUUCAAAAAGCAAUAGACGUCGUAGGUAAGACACCGAGGUCAUGUUGUGUGUUGCUAAGAAACAGUCGCAACACUUCGCACAGGUUUUUCGUUUGGCAAAAACGCUAUUUAUAUCUAACCAUUUAAACCAUAAAUCAUGAAGGUCCAUAUACAUUUAUCAAUCCAUCGAGGACAUUUGAUCUUUAUACUCGUUAUAAUCCGACAAAAUGCACCAUCAGGUGCCUGUUUUGUAGCACGCAAGUGAGCGUGAUGAAAAAUUAUCUUCCAUCAUUUACUUCUUCAAAUUAAAUACAUUCAAUGGAACACUUAAGAUUCAGCCGAGUGACUACAAAAAUUUUUUUUUUUAGGUUUCGGUUAGUGCUUUUAAGCCAAAUUUCGCUGUUUAAUGCAAUCCUGACCACAAAGAAGUGUUCUUGUGAUACCGACUUGUAAAUCGAAUCCGCACUGAACAGUUACAAAAUGAACUUUUAAUAUUUUUACAGGAACUUUUCGCGAAAUCUCAUUUAAUUGUUAUAGAAGAAAAGACAUUUGCCUCACCGAUCUGCUAUUUGUUUUUGUUUAGUAACAGCCUGAUGUGCUUACUUAGAGAAAUUGUUCUUGAAAAUUAAUGAUUUCAUCAAAGGAAAAAGUUCAAAUUUAAACCUGUGAACCAAACAUUUAGUUUGUGAUUUUAGAUGUAAUUUGUUGCACCUUCAUAGAUAACGGCUAGGUUAUAAGUAAUGUGGUUAAAGGUAACAAAAUGGCUACUAAAAAAAGAGAUACUUUUCCAGCAAUUGUUUUAUACUGGCAUAUUUUUAAUUUAGUUUUUAUUUUGCAAACUUUCCUAACACUUCACUGUCCAAAAUUUGAUGUCCUUCUCCUGUGGUGCAAUUGUUUUAGUCAAUAGGAUUUAGCAAAAAUCAUAUUUGUUGUUACCAUUAACAUAACAUUGCUGGUGUCAUUUUCAUGUUUAACAUUCACAUUUUCACUCAACUAAUUUUCAGUUAAUUUUCAUGUAAUUUUAAGAGAUUGAAUUUGUGUGGUGCUUUAAUGUAUUUAUGCCUUUAAGUUGGUGAGGAAGCACAAUUUGUUUGACUUGAAAAGAAAAAACUUAUAUAGAGCAUUUAGUAAUCAGAGAGAAUCAGAUUAUAAUGAUAAAUAUUGUUCUAGUGAUGACACUACAGUUGGUAAUGAAUUGCAAACUAAACAUUGAUAUUACAAAUGGGAAAUUUCAAAUUGGUGUUAUGUAAUUCAUAAACAAUGAAAAAACAUCUGAUUGUCUCUGUUGUCUAAUUAAAUGGUCACAGGUAUGAUAACUGGACAGUUGUCAGUACGUCCAUCAAAAAUUGUAGCAGGCCAUGAACCUGAAAAGACAAAUGAGUUCCUGCAAGCAAUGGGCACAGCAAUUUUACACAAGGUAGGUCAGGUUUGUCUUUUUGUCAAACUCAGAAAGCUAUAAACAAUGGAAAUAUGUCUGGAGAGUUCACUGUACUUUCAAUUGAUCAAUCUCAUGGAUAACCUGGACUGGUACAUUGUAAGCAAACCUCAAAUUCACAAAGAUUUCCCUUGGACAUAAUCAUAUUUAAAAAAUAUGUUUGAUAUUCAUGGUUUUCUGAGUUCACAGCAAGGCUUUCUUUACAUCUUUUUUCCUAAUUUACUCAGAGUUUCAAUAUAUACAGUUUUAGUAAAACCCUAGUAACUCCAACUUCUUUACCUCAAACACCAUGUAACUUGAAGGAGAUCUAAUUUCCCUUGACCCUAUUUUUCAGUCAUUUACUCUCAGCUAACUUGAUUUUAAGAAAUUUAAAUUAUUUUUAUUAUUAUUUUAUAGAAAAGUAGUACUGGUGCAGUGAAAAAAGUAUUAGCAGGAGAAAAACCAGGAAAAGAACCUAGGUUGGUUUAAAACAUUUGUGUUGUAUAAGGACCUUUUGAUGUGAGUUGCAUGGCUGAUGACAUUAAAAUUCAAACUUAACAUGAGAAAUUUUAACAUAGUCAACAAACUUGGUUUAAAGCUUCUAUAGGAACCUCUAAGAAAAAAUUUUAACCUAGUGACUGAGAUUUUAUUGCAAAAGCUGUAAUCUUGGCAAAUAGGCUGACCACCCUUAUUAUAUGGAAGGAAAAAGGAAUUUUGGAAAAGAGAUAUAUAUAUAGAUUCCCCAAGUACACAUAGCUUUGAGCUGUGUACACAAAUAUGAUUUUGCCUGUAUGAUCAACCUUAAGUACUUUGCUAUAUUUGCUAAUAUGGUGCAUGAAUCAUGUUAUCUAUCAAUAACAAAAAGUUACAUUUUUUCAGUUGAGUUAUGAAGAUAAAAAUGUUUUUUUAAUGCUACCCAAAUAAGAAUGUUAUGAUUUAUUUAGCCAGUAAGGCUCACGAUGAAAAGGCACAAAAUAACCUUCAUGUAUGAGCUAACCCUUUAACCCCUGAGGGUGACUAGCAUCUAAUUUCUCAUGAAGGCAUCACUUCUGAAUCAACCUUUAGGCUGAUGAAAAUGAAGGAAAUUUUUCCAAACUUGAAAAGUUAGUGAUUUUUUACUAAAUUCUCCUUGUCAGCUCCUUAGGAAAUUUAUUAAAAACAGUAUGAAGAAUUUACAUGUUGAUGUUGGGGUAUAGAGAGUUAAACAAUUUUUAGGAGCAUUUCCCUCUGGUUUAAUUUUCCUUGCCAUUCCUAUUAAUUUCAUGAUUAUCACUUUGGAAACUUUGAGUCAAAAGUUUACAUUUAGCAGCAGAAGGCAUAUCAACCUUAAGAGAAUUGAUUAGUAAAUUUAUAUUUAAAAAACUUUUACUGUGUCUAUAACCAGUGAUAACAAAAGAAAAGAUUCUAGAACUGGAAGUGGAAGCAAGGAUAAAGAGAAAUCAAAAGAACAAGACAAGGAAAAAAGUAAAGAUCGAGACAGAAGUAGAGACAGAGAGAAAGAAGAUGACAAAGACAAACAUAAACAGGUACUUUUCAUUCAUUUUCUGUUACAAGGUAUUUGAUGUGACAAUGCAGUUGGUUAAGUUCUGAUAAUAACGGCAGCAGAUUUAUCUAUGUGUAUACUUAGACAAUUAUCUUUGUCAGCAUAGCUCAUUUAAGUGCUGAAUGCGGAUGUAACAGUUAUCCUUUAUGGCAGUAUCCUUAAACUGAUCUUCAUUGAUAUUUUCAAUGGUUACUUUUUUAAUUUACCAAAGAGCGAAAUACUUAUUUAUGGUAUUAUACAAAAAUAUGUUUUUAUGGUAUUAUAGUCUCCUAAUUGACCUUUAUUGGCCCAGUUGUUGGUAAACAAAGAAAUAGAUUACAAGAAAACAAGCAAAUAUGCUAGUCCUGUGGUCAUAUACCCCUGAAUGGAAACCUUUCAAUCAUAUCUUUUUAAAUGGAAGCUUGUUAAGUUCUUCAAAGCAUAAUUUUGAGGUCAAAUCAUGCUAAAGGCAAGAUAAACUAUUUCAAGAAAUAUCACUCAUUACAUUCCAAAAGGGUAUUUUCAAGCAUUUUACUUGAAUUUUAUUUUUAGGGUGACUCUUCCAGAAGGAGGGAUAGUUCAUCUAAUAAAGCAGACAGUUCAGAUAGAAAGAAAAGAGAUGAAUCAGCAAAGAGAGAAAAAGAGAAGGAAAAGCAAUCUGACAGAGGGAGAGAAAAAGAAAAAGAAAAGGUGUGGGAAAAAAAUAAGAAACUGUUCAAGUGACAUGUUUGUGGUCCAUUUGACUGGAAUUUAUCUUAGUUUCGGUAGAGUGAAGCAAAUUUUUGAAGCUCUGUUUUGGAUGCUGGAAAACAUUGAAGAUCAAGUGUUGAGUCAAGACUGUUGACUAAGUUCUGAAUGAUACCAUGAAUUAAGUAAACAUCAAUGUGGAAAUCAAAUAUAAGGGGGUACCACUUUCAUUUCAGCAGCUGCAAAGAAAAGAUGAUGAUGUGGAUAGUCCUGAUGUAGCAACAGCAGCUGCAGUUGAUGGUGAAUCAGAGGUAACUUUACCACAAACUGACAUACAAAACCUCUUUUUUUUUUUAGAAAAAACUGAUAAUCAUCUCCAAAAUGGUGACAGAGAUUAAAAAUUUACCAUAAGAAAAAUCAGACCUCAUGGCAAAAUAGUAGUUACCUGUGGGUAUUUGUUUGACUGGGUAUACCACAUACAACAGUAUAUCCAGUGUCCCAUCUGCCAUGGACAAAACUUCUUUAUCGGGCAAAACUUACUUUUCCAUGGCAAAUUAUAUCUUUUCAGAUCAGCAACCCUUACUUUUCUGAUGCAAAUUUUUCUUUUUUAAUGGCAAAGUUACAGUGACUCAGGCCAAUCUUAGCUAUAGGAAAAACAGGGGAAUUAAAUUGCUUUUGACAAUAAAAAUCUGCGAUAAAAUAUUAUAAAACAUAACACGACGUUUCGACGUUUCCAGAACGUCAUUAUCAAGUGAACUAGAAUAAUAAAAUUGAGUAUAUAUAUAAUGAAGCGGUGAAUAAAUUACAAAGCGUUAAAAGUUAAACAAAGAGUUUGGCCCUAAUGGAAUCGCUCUGGGUGUUUAAAUUGGGCCUUAUUGUUCUUAUGUACAACAUUUCAUAAACAAGACAAUCCCAUUUCGUGCCACAUUUUUUAAGCAUUCUAAACUGGCUCUCAUUGAGUAAGUCUAUGUUCCCAUGGGCAUCUCUCAGGUGGCGACCAAUGGCAGAGUAUCGAUGAUCAGCGAUGCGUUGAAACAAAUGGCGCGUCGUAUAUCCGACGUAGUUUGAAUCACACAAAUCACAUUUAAAACAGUAAACAACGCUAUGCUGACUUACGAUGCAUGGCUUGAUUUCUUUAAGCUUUAGGUCCUGCUCAAGUUUCUUACUGGUGUAGACUGGUUGUACAUCAAUGCCGAUUUUUGAACUGAGAUCACGCAUUUGUCUUUUGGCAAUGUUCGCUGAGACUUGAUCUUUGAAAGGAAUACUGACUCUUAAAGUUUCAUCAGAUUUUGUCUUAGUAUCUGGUGUAGAGGAAUAAUCACAUUUGUCGAUAAUACAGUUAAUACACCAGAUUGAGUAUUGGAAAAAUAAGGUUUUUGGUUGGCAGGAUUGACCUAACAUUGCUCAACCCAUAAACAUAUAAAUGUAGGUAUUCUUUAAAUUCUUGGAAAAAUUUACUAGCCAGUCAGCAACUAGUUAAAUUAAUUUAAGAUUACCAAACAGAGGGUGUUAACUUGAAUGUUAAUUUCAUGAAUUUCUUGUUUUUAAAAUUAAUAUUUGGUGAUCUUGAGCAGUCUUUUUGGAAGAGGAUCUGUUGAUUUAUUUUUAUCUCUCUACUUGUAGAAUGGAGAGGCACCAGCAAAUCGCAUUCCAAGACCAUCCUCUGCUAAAGGUCAGAGACGCAGACCAUCAGGGGAGGGAGAGGGUAUGCUUGUGUGUGAAAGAAAACAAUAUUUAUCACAUCAGACAAAGUGUUCACAGUGCUGUUAGAUUUAAGGGUUAUUUGAAAAAUGUACUUCUGAGUUGGAAAUAUACCUUAUUGUAAUAGACUUUGUUGGUUUUGCACCCAAGUCUUACUUGGACAUUGGUGGUACAAUAGUUAGGAAAGUCAAACUUAUUAUGUUAUCUGAAUGAACUUAAAUGAUGAAACAGAGAAAAAUGGAUAUUAAGUGGCUGGCGAUCACAUUUUCCUUUAGUAGUGUAGUGCACUUGGCUUUGUUAGGGUAGAACAUGUUGCUGAAGGCAGAAACUGCAUUCCAAAGGAGCCCAUUUAAGGAUAUGCUUAGAGUUUUUCUUAAUCAGUUAUAUUCCUCUACUUUUGGAAAAAAUCAAUAAUAAAAUCAUGUCGUGACAUGAAAAUGUGGUCCCAUGGUGUAUAAUAUUUAUUGGUCUUUUGUAUUAGCCAUGAAGUAACAGUUUAAGUUGCUGUCAGUGACUACUUUUUUGUGCCCAAUCAUUAAUAUUUAUAAUUUGUGUUUCAGAUCUUCAAGAUAGUGAAAGUGAUGGUAGGUAGUGGCAGAGAUGUGCAAUGAUGUGUAUUAAAUUGUUAUCUUUGAUUACCAGAAACAGAAAGUUUUCCAUUUUCUGGGUGGACUGCUUUGAGAGUGGCAUUUUUUGUACAGUAUUUAUCUAGAGUUUACUCUUUAACAAUAAUUUUUUGUUGUUGAUAUACCACUGAAACUGCUGGUAUUUCAUAUGUUUAUUGUGGGAUGGCUGACAAAAUAGCCAUGAUUUUGACAUAUGUGGGUUUUAUAUUCCUACCUCUUGGAGAAAACUGAUUUAAAAAAUUGAAAUGUCGGGGUUUUUUUUAUCAGUAUUCUAUCAGCAAACUUCUUCAGAAGGAAUCCCAAAAUGCUGAGUCAAGAAGAGUACCUCAGGAACUUUCAUCUCUUUACUUUAUGUGAAGAAGUUGUAUAUACUGAUUGCACCAAGAUCAACUAAACAUAGUUUUUGGUUCAUAACCAAUUUAUUUUGUUUCCUUUAGGUGCAAAUACAGAUGAACAACCCAGACCAACUGAGCAAAUGAAUGGGGUAUUACAUGAUGAAGACCUCCCUCCUCAAGUUAUAAAAAGGUAUGAAAGAAAAGAGGUUUACCGCUACCUUUACCUACCUGCAUCUGUUUAGUUAGGAGAAUAGUUUUGUUACUCAGGCUAAAUGUGACCUUUAUGGAUUGUUUUGAUGACAAGAAACAGUAGUUAGAAUUAUUUACCAAACCAAUUUGAUGCUUUGAUUAAGAUCAAUUCCACACUGAAAUGAGAGAGUCAUGCCCCCUCCAAACUUUUUGAUGAAGGCUAGAGCUCUAUGCUCUCCCCUUUUGUGGUCAGAGUUACCUUUAAAUGAUUCUUUUUUAGCUUGUUUGUUCUACAAUGCUGUACUACUGAGAUUGCUUAACAUCAAAUUUCUUUCUAAUGAACAGUCGUAGUAUGGCAAGACCAAGCAGUGCAAGGCCUGCCCCACCUAAGAUAAAAAAGCAACAAGAGGACCUUGAAGAGCAAAUAGCCAGGUAUAACUGUCUGUUUUUAUUGAUAUUAGUAAUUAACUAUUUCAAGAACCACAAAUUUAAAAAGGAGGCACUGGCUUGUUGACUUUGCUGAGCUGAAAAACAAAAGUGUUUUGUGUUGCUAUUGCAACCUUUCAACAAGCAGACAAUUUGCAAAGAAGGCCGCUGAGAACUCAGUUUUUUGCCAGCAUUUGUCAUGAUUUUUUAUUAUAAACUGAUGAUAAGAAGACCAUCCAAAAUCAAACCUCUUGAGAACAUGAGUUUUUUCGUGGUAAACCAAUUUCAAGCUAGCAGAAUAAAGGUCCUUAGAACAGGUUUUUGAAAAAGUUUAAAAAAUAUCUCUAUGCAGGACUUUUGUCUGUGUUUCAGGGUCCAGGUUUUCUUUCAAAAAUUAUCAGAAUUCAUAAAAAGAAAAGAAAGGAACCUGCACACAAGAAGGAAGCAUCCAUGUCUGGGCAUGUCUUUGCUGUUAAACAUCUAUAAUUCAACCUCAAACUGUAUUGCUGUUUUAAUAGGAUUCAUUUGUUUUUGAGCUUGUAAAGUUAACCAGUGGCAAUCUUUUCUUUGUUGCAGAAUUGGGUCUGGGAAACAAGUUGCCAGUGUUAUUGUGGAUGAUGGCAAAGAACAUGAUGAUGAGGAUGAUACCUUCGUAGUUGAAGAUGCACAUGCAGUCCAAAAUGAUGUAGAUGUGGUGAGUGGUUAACUCCCAUGAUUUAACGAGUAAUUCUCUUCUCUAGCUAUCAGACAUCUUUGUACAGUGGAACCCCCCCACUAACUUGGUUAACUUGAACCCCCCCAUAACUUGAACAAGAUCCGUUUUCCCUUAACCCAUUUUUUCAGUCAUUUACUAUCAGCUUACCAUAACCACUGCUAACUCAAACCAUCUUUUGUUUUCCUUGGGAAUUUUUGGGAAUUCCGGUUAGUGCAGUUCUACUGUAUCUUCAUGUACACGAUCCAACAUGUCACACCUUAUAUUGCAUAAUAAUAAAUUGCAAGGGAGGCUUUUGUAAGGGCAUUUUUGGCUGUAUUUCUUAAACUCAUUGAAGCAAAGAUGUGGUUGUAUAUGGAAGUGGCCUUUUUUUUCAGUCACCAGGCUCUUACUUCAAUAAAUUAUGGUAUUUUCUUAUUUUCUCAGGCUCCUACAGGAGAAGUAGCUGAAGAUGAUGGUGAACACGGUAAUUAUUUUCAUAUGUACUGAUUAUUUAUCUAUGGUUAUUGUUGUUGUUUUUGGAGAUGAAAUUUUUCCUCUUGUACUCAUCAUCCUUCCUUUUUAUCUUUCAUCAUGACACUAAAAUAGAAUAAAAUGAAAGUUCAAAUGAGGGUUAUGACUAUUUCCCUCGAUUGAUAUUAAGAAAAAACAAGCUCGCUUGGGUCCAGGGAUCGGUUAUCUAACAGAAGCUCCCAUGAGUGACCAAGAUAUAAUUUCUACUUGCAAUAUCAAUGUAAGAUCAAGGAGAAUUACUAAUCAUAACUAAGAAGUGAAAGGGCGGAUCGUUUGGAGUUUUAUCCGUGUCUAUCAUGGCACUAAAAAACCAUUGUCUAAGAGUGACGAGAGAGUUUCCUUUCCUUUCAGGGGGCCUUGUUAGAAAAAUUCUUGAAACAAAGAAAGAGCUUGAAGGAGGUCGAAACCAAGAAACAAGACCAAAACAGGUGAGGGACUGUUUGUUAUGAACGUGUCCUUGUGUAAGAGUAAUUUAUAUCUGAAAGUUGGUAGAAAUGAAUCUUUUUCCCUCAAUUCACGAGGAAAGAAAAUGUGAAUAGGGCCUUCUUACGAUGCCGUCAAAACUUACAGUUCAUUCGCUGAGUCUUGCCUUAUUUUGAGUGUGACAAGUACAAUACGUUUGCAACCUAGUAGAGGAAUUAUUUUACCUGUUGAAUUUCCAAGAUUUACGAGCGAUUUUAGGCGGUGACAAGAAAUAUUUCAAAUGGCAAAAAUUAUCAGUUACCGUCUGAAAAGGAGAACACUGCAUUCCUUUGUGUAUUGGAGAGACCACCUGAAAAUCAGUAACUGUCCAAAACUCAGUUUGAUUUCAUUUUCUGUUUGGUAGGAAAGACAAGCUCCUAUUAUAUCAGACGCUGCAAGGAAAAAAGAAAGGGAACUUGCGCAAAAGGAGGUAAGAGCAACGUAAACAAGAUAUCAAGUAUCUCCAUUCGCGAUAUUUUUCUUUCUGUGUUCGAUUUAAAUUGCAUAUUUCUUUUUACAGAUAGAAAAACUCAGAACUAGUAUUCAGACAUUGACGAGAAGCGCAAAUCCAUUAGGAAAAAUUAUGGACUAUAUUCAGGUAAGGGGUACUUUUGCAGCAUCAACUAAGGAAAGGUUUCAAUAACUUUUUUUUCCAUAAGUGGCUGCCGAUAGUGGAAUAAGUGGCUGUUCCCUCCAAGAGGGGUUUGGGGGCAUGCUAAAGACGGCGAUACACUGCGAUUCACUGCAAUACACUGCCGAUUUCUGGGACUGCAACUAUGUUAGUCCCUAUCACUCCAAAAAUCUAAUUAUCAAUUCUCCCCAAUCCUCUUCACCAUCGCAUUUCAUAUAAUUUUUAGUUGAGAAUUUGGUUGGUUGAUACUGGUAUUGUUCUUUCUUGUCGUCGCCUUUCUGUUAAAAUAUAUUUGACAUUGUAGGGGAAAUUCGUUUUUGUUCACUUCUGGGAGUGAAAGGGUUAAUCAUGGAAGGAAAAAAAGAAAGGAACUGUACAUAAAUCUGCUGUAGUUUUAAUGCCUGGAAUGGUAUUCAGUCGAACCUCUGCCAACGUCUUUUUUCCUUACAAGGGUCACUGUUUUCUUUUUGACCAGCUGGGAGGUUCUAUUUUCCAAAGGUGGCCGUUGUGGAAAAGCUGGCUUUUUUCAAAUUUUUUUGUACUAUUUUUGAUAACAGGAAGAUAUGGAUAGUAUGCAAAAGGAGUUGGAUCUGUGGAGACGGGAAAAUAAGGAGCAUGAAAUAGCGUUAAGAAGAGAGGAAAGGUAACAUAAAUCUCUUUACUCCUGAGGUUUUUUCCUAGUCUGUCGUCACAUUGUUGUCUGUUGUGUUCUGAAGAGAAUCGCCAUAGCCUUCUUCCACCUUCGUGACUGACUGAAUUUAUGGUCUCUCUUCGCUCAAAUUUGGCAUCUUUCAAUCUUUUUUCAUGCUUUCUUUUCACAGCAUAACACAAAAUGAGAUCGCACCCUUAAAAUCACAGCUAGAUGAACUUGACACUGAAAUAACAGAAAUGGUAAGCUAUCGAUUUUGUGUACGAGACGAGUAAGGUUGAGAUUAUAGAUAUUUGAGACCCUACGAUCUUGUGCCAAGUAUAUAUUGAUUCUUUUUUUUCGUUUUCUAUCCCAGGUCGAUAGGAUAAGCACAGUAAAGUGUAAUAUCUUGAGAAAUGACGAAAAAGUACAGAAAAUGCUCUCCAGUGUAUCAUUAACAUCCAGAUGAAAAGGACUGCUCUGGUGCGGUGCUUGUAAAAAUGUAAAUUAUCUCUUGUAAACAGCGGAUAGACGUUCAGUGUACAAAGGAGCUCUCGACCCGGGUAUUUAUUUUAUCGAGCAACGAAAAAUACACAACCAAGAGAUGGAUUAUAGGAGAGUGUGAGAGUGUUUGUACUCUUAGAAAGUCUCUCAUUCAUUUAAGUGAAGAGAAAUCUCCGUUAAAAAUACGCACUAAUUCGCCGGAGGGAAAUUGUGCCUUUAUCUAGUAGCAAAAAAAUCCCAUUUUACGCCUACAAUCGCCAGCAACCAGACCACAGUUAUUAAACCACAUAGCUAAAGUUUACAUCUAGAAAAGCAACCACCAGAAGAACCACUGUUGAGUACGAUUUUUGGAUUUUAUUUGGUACUUUACAACACUCCGUCGCAAUAACUACUAAAGCUUUUACACAAACUACUGUUUAGAUAUGUUUAUCUUUUCUUCUGUUGGAAAUUUAAUAUAUAUUGAACCUUAUCACUAUUCUGUUACCCGUCCUUUUUUUAGCAUGGAAAUAAGAUUGCUUCAAAAUGUCUGUCGAAUUACGGCAACCCAGUCAAAUCGAAGACUGUCGACAUUUUUUUUAGUGGAAAAUGGCGUGAUUAAAGUUUGCAAAGGCAAUUCCGGUGGUGAGAACGCUAUCUUGAAAAGGGUUUAUAUUGUACUAUUAAAAAAAAGUUUAGAACAGAAGUACUGUUGCUGUUAUUUUCCUUUCAUUCGCAAUUUUUUGUUCUUUUCUUU